GUGAAGACUCUCACUGCCUCUAAUGUAUGGACGCAGGACGAGAUCGAGCAUUUCCAUACGUGCAUAGUUCACAACGCUACACGGACUGGGAUGGGCCACCUUAUCGAGCAAAAGAGCAUAGCUGAGCUCAACAAUGCUGUAACCCAGCUUAUGUCACGUUUCUACUGGACGAAGGGCGAGAUGACCUUUCUUGAAAACCACUUGGGAGCAGGCGUAGCAGAACUUUGUCACGAGAUCCCACUUAGAGCUAAACAUGGGAUCGUCCAGAUGAAGUCCGUUAGGGACUUGGAAGUCACUAUAGCCGAAAAAAAAGUUGUGAAUUUGACUGACUCUUCUAUGGAGGACACGACAGAAGAUGACAAUUUAGCGUAUUGUAUUCAACACGAUUUGUCCAGAGAAACACUCGAGGCUCUCUUCCCCGACUGGUCGUUGUCCGAGACACUAGACAGAAUCGUAUUCCAGGCCGGUCCAUUGGAUUCCAUAGCUCUUACAACUGGUGAAAAACAGAUUAUCAAAGACUCCAUAAAGAAACAAAAGUCGUUGGAAUCAGUACAGUUCAACUUCCCGUGCCGUUCCAAAGACUACCUAGUAGAAAAGUUUAAGGAAUUUGAAUUUGUCUCUUCGCGUAAGACCAAGUUCAAGUCGUUGUCAGAGAGAUUGCUUUACGAAGCAAAAUGGGUUCUUUAUUCUAGUGGGGAAACUUUUACAACUACUAGACGGUCCCGUAAGCGGGCUCUUGAAGAGUCCUUUGAAACCAUGGAAAAGGAAGCCCUAGUGUCGAUCUACACCAAGCCUGCUCCUAAGCAGGAAAUGACUCCCGAAGAGUUGGAAGAAAGAGAACGUCGUAGAGAAGCCUUGAAGGAACUGAGAAGACUCGCGAAUGAAAGAAAAGCUCUUCUCAGAAAACAAAGGAAGGAAGACUUGGAGAGACGUAAAGCGGCUGGUUUAAUCAAAGCAAAACCAAAAUCUGACAUUACCCAUUCGAUUAAAGAUCUCUUGGCUGGAUCCGAGCACUUUCAAUCUGUUAUUGGCGAUAAAAAGAAAGUUGAGGAGGGACAAAAAAGAAAACGUAUACAAGCAGUUCACUACCGUCCUGAAAUCGAACCCAAGAAGCCUUCUAAACUAAAGGUCAGACACAGACAAGCCGAAAAAAGCAAAAUCAAACUAGCCUUAAAAUUGAAAAAACAACAAGAACACAACAAGAGAAAACCCAAAAAAGAACCAAAGAAAAAGAAGAAGACUGUCGAAGAAGAGUCCUUAGCUACACCGGAAACGGAGGAAUUCAUUAAAGAAGAGAUCGACGAAGACGAAGAGGAAGAGGAAGAAGAGGACACCUAUAGUCCAUUCGAUCCUGUUGAUCUCAAUUCAGAUUCGUUUGUGCCUCUUCAUGGAAGACAAUUCUACGCUGAAGAAAUAUACGUAGAUAAGCCCCAUGUCCCUGAGUUGAAGUUUGUUGAAGUUACAGAAGAGUCUGAAAAUCUGCUCAUCAGCAGUUCUACUUUGACAGAAACAAAAAGAAUUAUGACCACAAACGACGAUGACAUAGUCUACGAAGACUGCUUGGCAGCAGAUAUCAUCCGUUCUCACAUCAAGAACUACCGUGAUUUACCUAUAUCGUUCCCACCUUUGCUUGACCCUUCUAGCCUGGAAAGGAAGAUAUAUCCUACGAAUAAGGUCAGAAUCAGAUUCUUAUUGUAUCCUCAACACUGUGAACUGUUUAUUCUUGCAGCUCCUAAAACCAACGAACUAGAUCCUGUCUAUGAGAUUAUCAAAUUAUUCAUGAUCCAUUACGCCUUGUUCUUUUCGCAUUCCUCCGAGAUCAGAAGAAUCAUCACCGAAGAGUAUUGUCAGAAAAUUGAGCAUUCUAUCGAAGAGAAUGACUUUUCAGAUUUCAUGUUCGUCGUUGAUAAAUGGAACGCUUUAAUGCUUAAAUUAUCACCCAAUGAAGAGGCAGUCCAAUCUAUUGUCCAGAGUGGAAAAGAGGACAUAAAUGCUGGUCUUAGAUCGUAUCUUAGCGAACAAGAGAUUCGCGUACCAACUAGUGAAGACUUGAAGUUGCAGGCUUUUCUUGAAGCUGUCAUUCUUGAAGAUCUUAGUCCUACAUUCCAACUAAUCAAAGAAGAACCGAGUGAUGCCGAGAAACAGGAAUUUGUUCCAAAACAUCUUGGUGACGUUGAAGCCCCAAAGAAUGUGAGUGACGAAUUGAAGGAUAUGAAACCUGAUGAUUAUAAUUUGAUUUUCUUCACUAGGCUCAAAGAGAAGACUGAGAUUUCUAGAUUUGCGACUCAACAAAUUCUUUUGCGGAUUUAUUCGAGAAUCGUUUCGACGGAUUCACGAAAGUUGAGAUCAUACAAGGCAUUCACAGCUGAAGUAUAUGGGGAACUUUUACCAUCAUUUACCAGUGAAGUUCUUGAAAAGGUUAAUUUACUUCCAAACCAGAAGUUCUACGAUUUAGGCUCUGGUGUCGGGAAUACUACAUUUCAAGCAGCCUUAGAAUUUGGUGCUUCUAUGAGCGGAGGAUGUGAGCUUAUGGAACAUGCUUCAAAGUUAACUAAACUUCAAGAGGGGUUAUUGCAAAAGCAUAUGGCCGUGCUUGGUUUGAAGAAGUUAAACUUCAACUUUGCCUUGCUGCAAAGUUUUGUUGAUAACGAUCCCGUAAGAGAUGCUGCUCUGGACUGUGAAGUGCUCAUCAUUAACAACUACCUCUUUGACGGCAAUUUGAAUGCAGAAGUUGGGAGACUUUUAUGUGGUCUCAAGCCAGGAACCAAGAUCAUUAGUUUGAGAAACUUUAUCAGUCCUAGAUACAGAGCAACUGGGGAUACUAUUUUUGAUUUCUUCAAAGUUGAAAAGCACGAAAUGAGUGAUUUCUUGUCAGUCAGUUGGACGGCAAACAAGGUUCCAUACUACAUUUCCACUGUCCAGGAUAGAAUCUUGCCAGAAUACUUAGGCAAAGAUGAAUCUCCUGAUAGUGAUAGAUCCACACCUACACUCAAAUCAGAAAAUGGCAGUUCCGAAAACCUCGCUGGUAGCCUAACCCCUUUUACUGCAACACCUGAACCUGAUAUGUUCAAGGACCUAUCUUGUGUAUUAGGAGAUGAAGACGACAUUCUUCUCCACUAA
Molecule: messenger RNA, 3120 nt
Organism: Scheffersomyces stipitis CBS 6054
Lineage: Eukaryota; Fungi; Ascomycota; Pichiomycetes; Serinales; Debaryomycetaceae
Gene: DOT1
Product: histone methyltransferase
Exons: 2
Biological process (GO): DNA repair; DNA damage checkpoint signaling; regulation of transcription regulatory region DNA binding
Cellular component (GO): nucleus
Molecular function (GO): histone H3K79 methyltransferase activity
Source: RefSeq, a predicted model, not a curated record